Molecule: messenger RNA, 4020 nt
Organism: Plasmodium malariae
Lineage: Eukaryota; Apicomplexa; Aconoidasida; Haemosporida; Plasmodiidae
Gene: EIF3A
Product: eukaryotic translation initiation factor 3 subunit A, putative
Exons: 1
Coding region: 1-4020 (1339 amino acids)
Biological process (GO): translation reinitiation; formation of cytoplasmic translation initiation complex
Cellular component (GO): eukaryotic translation initiation factor 3 complex, eIF3m; multi-eIF complex; eukaryotic translation initiation factor 3 complex, eIF3e
Molecular function (GO): mRNA binding; translation initiation factor activity
Source: RefSeq, a predicted model, not a curated record
AUGCAAACGUUUCAAAAGCCAGAAAAUGCUCUUAAGAGAGCAGAAGAGUUACAAUUUAUUGGGCAGAAUGAAGAUGCACUUCAAAUACUUCAUGCGGCCAUUGGUCAUAGAACAUUUCGAUUACAAGGAUGGCAUAUAUUACAAGAACAGAUUAUGUUAAGGUAUAUUGAAUUUUGUUUAUAUUUAGAGAAAUUGAGCUUAGUUAAAGAUGGGUUACACCAAUAUAGAAUUAUUUGUCAGCAUGGAAACAUUGCUUCUUUGGGUAAAGUUAUCACAGAUUUUCGAGGUAAAGCAGAAGAAAAGGUUCGAAUAGCUAAAGAAAAUAUGAAUUUAAACAAAGAAAAAAUAGAGAAAGAAGAAACUAAUAUAGAUUUUACUGAGAAAAUUUUAAUGUCUUCUUUAGAUAUAGAAUUAUCAGGAAAAUAUGAAAGGAAAUUACAAAAUUCAUUUAGGAUUUGUAUGGAAACGUACAAGAUGAUUUUAGAAAUAUUGAGGGCCACACCAAAAUUAGAAAAGGCUUAUCAUGAAACAGCAAAAAAAGCAUUAAUAUUUUGUAAGGAAAAUAAAAGACUAACAGAAUUUAAAAAAUUAAGCGAUUUACUAAGAAAUCAUUAUAACUUAAUAUUAAAGGGAAAACAUAAACCAGAAUACCAGUCUCUACUUAAAAUUGAGUAUCAUUUAGAGACAAAAAUAAUUCAAUUAGAAGCAGCAUGUGAACUAAAUAUGUGGAAAGAAGCAUCAAACAUUGCAGAGGAUAUUUAUAAUUUAAAUAUGCAUGAUUAUUUUUAUAAAUCCAUGAAGUCAAAUAUUAUAGAACCUGAGUUAGCGAUGAUCGUGGAAAAUAUGCCCUCUAAUAGUAAAAAUGCAACUUCAGAAGAACAAGAACAGAAGAAGGAGGUCGAUAAUGAAAACGAAAAGGAAAAGAAAGCAGAAGGAAGUAAUGAAUUGAAUAAGAGUGCUCAACAGCAAGGAUCUUUGUCAAAAACACAGGAAGAAGGAGCAGCAGGAGCAGUAGGAGUAGUAGAUGAUUUGAACAAGGAUACCAAAGGGGAAGAUGAACAAAUGAACGUGCAAGCAAAUGAAAGUAGUGCUAAUGCGAAUUAUGUAUUAGCAAAAUCAAAAGAAAACCUAAAAAAUUGGGUUGCUAUUUUUUAUGAGAAGAUGGCAGAUAUCUUGUUUGUUUAUGAAAGUGAACUUUUUCAUGGUUUAGCUUGGCUAAAAUACUGCUUUCAUAUUUUGAAUUAUAAAAAAAGUGUAACAGAAAAAGAGAAGUCUUUUAUUUGUACAAAAGCUGUUUUAGCAGUUUUAUCCAUUCCACUAAUUGGAAAUAAAAAAAAAAAUGAAGAUUAUGCAAAAAUAUUUGAAGCACAUAAAAAGAUGUCUCAACUGUUAGGUCAUACGAGUGUUCCUUUAAAAGAAUCGUUAAAAAAUGGUUUAAGAGUUAGAAAUAUUUUAAAUUGUGCAGAUGAAGAUGUACAAAAAUUAUAUUCUAUAAUAGAGAAUCAGUUUACUCCAUUAAGUUUAUGUUUAGAAUGUGAAGUUUUAUUAAAAGAGUUGGAAAGUACAGAGCAUAAAUUAUAUAUUAACAAAAUUAAAGAAGUAAUUUUUCAUAAGCUAAUUUUACAAUUAUCGAAAGUAUAUAGUUAUAUAUCAAUUGAUUACUUCAUUGAAAAUAUUUGUCCUGAACAUUUUAUUUCUUGGAAUGAUGCAGAAACAAUGUUAGUAGAUAUGGCUUAUCAAAAGGAAUUAGAGAUGCGAAUCGAUUUAACCAAAAGGGCUAUUUAUUUUGAGGAUAAAGAAAAUGUUAAUAGCAGCAUGUUAAUUAAAGAUUCACUUAUGAACAUGUAUGUAGAUCUUCAAGAGGGACUAAAGAUGAUAAAUGAAUGUAUUACUAUAGAGAAUGAAGUAGAACACUUGAAAAUGGGGUUACUAAGGUAUGAAGAAGAAUUUAAUUUAUUAGAUAAGGGAAAUAAGGAUAUUAAUUAUUCUACAGCAAAUAUUGAAGAUAUUAUUGAAAAUGAAUCUUUUGAUGACAACAAACCUAUUGAAGAUGAAAGGUUGUUAAAGAAGAUAUAUGAUAAAAUAGAUAAAGAACAUCAAAAAUUCCAAUUAUUAAGUGAAGAACAUAAUAAGAAGAGAAAAGAAAUGUUAAGAAAACAAAAAGAACAAGAACAAGCACAACUAAAAAUAAAGAUGGAGAAAAAAUUGUUAGAAGAAAAGUUAGAAAAAGAGAAAAAAGAAGAAUUAGCCAAAAAAGGUGAAAAGUUAAGAAUUAAGGAAGAAAAGACAAAGAAGAAAUCAGAAGCAGCAGAACAAAUGUUAAAGGAAAUUAAAAAAUUAUGCACAAACAGUACAAGCAAAAUUUUAAUGAAAGGGAAAUAUAUGGAUGAAAUCACUAUUGAAGAUAUAUUAAAUGGCUAUGUAGAUUUUGAAGAUAUUGAAGAAGUGCAAGAAAAAUUACGAUUAAAUGAAAGGAAUGAAAUUAUUAAAAUUAGAAAAAUGGAAUAUAAAAAAGUUGAUCAUUACUUUAGGGCUUUAAGACAAGUAGAACUUAAUCACAUGAAUAAAUGGAUAGCUUUAGUUUUCCAGGAAGAUACUGAAAUAUUAUUGCAAGAACAGAAGGCCGCUGAAGAAGAACAAAAAGCUGAUUUUGAAGCUGCUCUUAGAGAAAAAGAAGAAUACGUGAAAUUUUCUAAUGAUAUUGAUGAAUUUACGAAAAAUGAAAUGAAAGCUAGAAUUAUGGAAUUUGAAAAAAAUCUAAAGGCUCAAAAGGAUCGUUUACACGAUUUAUUAAAAGAGGAAAAAAUACAGAGAGCUAGGGAUAGACGGGAUCAACAUUUAAGAAAGUUAAAAGCAGAAGAAGAAAGGAAAAGAGUAGAAGAGGAAGAAGAGCGAUUAUUAAAGGAAGAAAUGGAAAGAAGAAAAAAAGAAGAAGCUCAAAAGAGAAAACUUGAUGAAAUUAGUAGAAUUCAAAGAGAAAGAGAUUUAGAAAUAGAACAACAACUUUUAAGGAAAAGAGAAGAAUUAAGAAAUGGGGACAAACUAUAUAGAAAAUCGUCCAUCGAUGAUGACUUUACAUGGAGAAGAGGUGAAAAAACAGGUUCACAAUAUGAUGGUGAUGGCUACAAGAGGUAUGAUGAAAAUCGCGAUGACUCAUAUAGAGAUAGAUCAGAAAGAAGGGACAGAAGAGAUUGGGGAGGAAGAGAUAGGGAUAGAGAUAGGGAUAGAGAGAGGGACAGAGAUAGGGAUAGAGAUAGGGACAGAGAUAGGGAUAGAGAUAGGGACAGAGAACACAGAAGAGAUAGGGACAGAGAUAGAGAUUACAAGAAGGAUAGAGACAGAGAUAGAGAUAGAGACAGGGAAUACAGGAGAGAUAGAGACAAAGAAAGAGACAGAGAUAGAGAACACAGGAGAGAUAGAGACAAAGAAAGAGACAGAGAUAGAGAACACAGAAGAGAUAGAGACAAAGAAAGAGACAGAGACAAAGAAAGAGACAGAGACAAAGAAAGAGACAGAGAUAGAGAAUACAGAAAGGAUAGAGAAAGAGACUUUAGAAAAAGUGAAAGGGAUAAGGAUGAGAAGAGUAGAGAUGAUAAAAAUGAAAGGGACCAUAAUAAUGAUCUAGAUGAAAAAGUAGAUAAAGACGCGAAAACAAACGACAGAAAUAGUAAAAGGGGUCAGGAAAAAAACAAAGUUAAAGAAGAUAUUAUAAAUAACAGUACUGAAGAAAAAAAUCAAAGUGCUUGGAAUGGAAAAGAAGAAGAUUCAGAUAUCAAAAAAAUCCAGGAUAUUAAUAACGGAGAUGAUAAUACUAGGAAAGAUUCAGUAAUAGAAAAUGAUAUAUAUAAAAAUGCCGUAGAAGAGAAACAUAAUCACACUAAAGAUAAUGAAGAAAUGACAAAUGGAAAAGAAAUAAUAGAUAAUGAUCAAGAGAAAAAGGAAGAAGGUUCAGAUGGAGGAGAUUUUACUGUUUUUAAAAAGAAAAGAAAAAGUUUUCUAAAAUACUUUAUGAAAACUUAA